Molecule: messenger RNA, 7271 nt
Organism: Aethalodelphis obliquidens (Pacific white-sided dolphin)
Lineage: Eukaryota; Metazoa; Chordata; Mammalia; Artiodactyla; Delphinidae
Gene: DPF3
Product: double PHD fingers 3
Exons: 12
Coding region: 1006-2091 (361 amino acids)
Cellular component (GO): nucleus
Source: RefSeq, a predicted model, not a curated record
GAGCACGUGGCCCGUGGCCCCGGGCCUGGAGCCUAACAAUGCCUCGGCCUAGGCCGCGCCGGGGCCACAGUGCUUAUUUUUGGGGUGAUGAAAAUGUUCUGGAAUAAGAUGGUCGCACGACCUUGCGAAUAUUCUACAAAACCUGCCAAACCGUACGUACACUGUUAAACGGAGAAUUUUAUGGUAUAUGAAUUAUAUCCCCCAAACAAAAAAAGAUUUUCUACUACAGCAGUACUAUACCAUUUAUGAGUGAGGCACAUCCUAAAUAUCCAGCGACAGGUUCAUGGGGAUUAUAAAGGAUACUGGACUGCAGCGUGGAAAACGGUAACGCCACUGGUUUGAAAAGCCCUACGCAAAAUGGCCUCCACAGGGGGCUUGCCGUGGCCACCCUGCGUCGGCGUUUAUUUAAAACUCUACCUCACAAAUGAGGAAACGGAAGCUUAAAGGGCCAAGCAUGGUGCCCCGAAAGAUACACUGCGUGGGGGAAACGGCAUUCCACCCCUGCUGGUCCGGCCCCAGGACACCACCUCAACUACAAUCUCCACCGUUAUUUAAAACUGGAGUGUGGGGCUCUGGACUUUUGUUUCCUCCAGGAAGCGGUGGCCUCAGUCUUCUUUCCUUUGGGCUGUUUCUGCGUCUGCCAAGGUCUGUGGACCACACCACGCCCGUCCAGGGGGACGGGGUGUCAUGGUUUCUAAGGAUAACUGGGGAGACGACGAGGCUUCCUGGACACGGCGAGCGCUAGAGUGGACGGCGUGGCUUUGUCGCUACCGUAACUCGGUGUGGAGGUUACCUCGGGAAGCUUGGCUUCAUCCCACGGCUCCGUCACUUUACUAGUUCGCGAGUUACCUCGGGUAAGCAACAACCUCACUAGGGCUCUUCUGCGUCUGACGGAGGUAUUACACUACCACCUACCUCACUGGGCUGGUGUAUGGAAAGUUUAGUUAAUGCCUGAAAAGCAGGUGGCAGUGCCUAAGCACUCACGAGGCGCUUGCGUUAGCUGUUAUGCUGACCUGUUUGAAAAAAUCAACCUCAACCUCAACUUUCAGGCUCGGGGACCAGUUCUACAAGGAGGCCAUUGAGCACUGCCGGAGUUAUAACUCGCGCCUGUGCGCAGAGCGCAGCGUGCGUCUCCCAUUCCUGGACUCGCAGACCGGGGUGGCCCAGAACAACUGCUACAUCUGGAUGGAGAAGAGGCACCGAGGCCCAGGCCUCGCCCCGGGCCAGCUAUACACGUACCCUGCCCGCUGCUGGCGUAAGAAGAGACGAUUGCACCCACCUGAGGAUCCGAAGCUGCGGCUGCUGGAAAUAAAACCUGAAGUGGAGCUGCCUCUGAAGAAAGAUGGGUUCACCUCAGAAAGCACCACCCUGGAAGCCUUGCUCCGUGGCGAGGGGAUCGAGAAGAAGGUGGACACCAGGGAGGAGGAAAACAUCCAGGAAAUACAGAGGGUUUUGGAAAAUGAUGAAAAUGUAGAAGAAGGAAAUGAAGAAGAGGAUUUAGAAGAAGAUAUUCCCAAGCGGAAGAAUCGGACCAGAGGACGGGCCCGCGGCUCUACAGGUGGCAGAAGGAGGCACGACGCCGCCUCUCAGGAAGACCACGACAAACCUUACGUCUGUGAUAUCUGCGGCAAACGCUAUAAAAACCGGCCGGGACUCAGCUACCACUACGCUCACACCCACCUGGCCAGCGAGGAGGGGGAUGAGGCCCAAGACCAGGAGACCCGGUCCCCACCCAACCACAGAAACGAGAACCACAGACCCCAGAAAGGACCGGAUGGGACAGUCAUUCCCAAUAACUACUGUGACUUCUGCUUGGGGGGUUCUAACAUGAACAAGAAGAGUGGGAGGCCGGAAGAGCUGGUGUCCUGUGCAGACUGUGGACGCUCUGCUCAUUUGGGAGGAGAAGGCAGGAAGGAGAAGGAGGCAGCGGCCGCAGCACGCACCACGGAGGACUUAUUCGGUUCCACGUCAGAAAGUGACACCUCAACUUUCCACGGCUUUGAUGAGGACGAUUUGGAAGAGCCUCGCUCCUGCCGAGGACGCCGCAGUGGCCGGGGUUCGCCCACAGCAGAUAAAAAGGGCAGUUGCUAAACGCACGGAAUGGACUUUCUGGGCAAUUAGCCAUCACCCUGUGACUUUGGUCAUUGCUCUGGUUCUGAUAUAUAUAUUUUUUUAAUGAAAGACAAUUUAGGUUUUCCCUUCAUCCUUGCUUUUUCCUCUCACUUUCCACUUGUCCCUCCCCCUUCCUUCCCUUUAUUUAGGGUACAUACAGCAGAAGCACAGACUACUGAAACAAAACAGAACAAAAGAAAGAAUAACAGUCCUUCAGAGAGAUGGCAUCGUGAUGUACUAUUUAUUUUCCAUAGAAAUGGGAAGUUAGGCGGAUUAUCUCGUUUUUUGGGGGGAGGGGAUCUUUUUGACAUGAGCAGAGUUGAUUUCCUCAGUUUUCCUAUUUAUUGGCAAAACGAAGAGAGGAGGAACAUUGGGUUUGGAAACAAAGAACCAAUAACGUUAAAAAAUGAUAUUUUAUAUCUUCUAGCUAUGAUUAGAAGCAGGCCUUUUUUUUUUUUUGAGACAGAGAGAGAGAGAAGGGAAAUCAAAGAAACUGAAGUAAUAUCCUGUUUGAAGAAAGCCUGUAUGGGGGAGGAUUUCCUUGACGGGAGAGGAUGGUACUUGGUACCCCACGGAGCUGGUGGCUCCCCACGGCAGACCCCCUCCCCAUUUCUCCUCCCCCGACCUUUCCAUCUUCCUCUCUGCUUGCGAGAACAUGCCAGCAGUUCCUGAGAAGCCGGGCAGCCUGUGCGUGGCCCCCGUCCAGCCCCUGGGCCCUGACCUGCAGCGCCUGUGGGAUCCUCCUUCUCCGUCAGCAGAGCUGCUGUUUUCUUGUUGCUGGUUUUUUCCUCACUUUCCUCCUGGUGGAGAGCAAUUUCCAAACACAGGAAUGGAGUAUAAGCAGAAAGUCAUGGACUCAACAGUGACCAAACCACCCGAGGCCGCGCUCAUGGAAGAAAGGACGUUACUUCACAGUAGAUUUCCCUCUCCCCUCACCCCUGUUUAAAAACGUAUAAAUACCCAUUGGAUGAUCAAGUCUCCCAUAUUUCUUCUAUUUUUUAUAGUGCCCUCCAGGCACUUUGUUUUAUGUUUCCAGUAGCACCUCCUGAAAUAAACCAAAGCAACACUUGCUCAAGGCCCCUGGGGUGAUGAAGACCAUCUACCUUGCUGGCCAGCCAGUCCCAAGGAUGAACAGCUGUGCGGUCCUAGUCAAAAGGUCACCCCACCUGCCUGCAGUUCACCCUGAACAUGACCGAGGCUGUCAAGACCUACAAGUGGCAGUGCAUAGAGUGCAAAUCCUGUAUCCUCUGUGGGACCUCGGAGAAUGAUGACCAGCUCCUCUUCUGUGAUGACUGUGACCGCGGCUACCACAUGUACUGUUUAAAUCCCCCAGUGGCUGAGCCCCCAGAAGGGAGCUGGAGCUGCCACUUAUGCUGGGAACUGCUCAAAGAAAAAGCCUCAGCCUUCGGCUGCCAGGCCUAGGGCCCCAGGUCACAGAAUGGGGCUUGCCGCCGGAGAGGCUGAAGCAGAGCCCAGUUCAGAUCAGAUCGAGCCCCUACUCCUGUAUUUCCAGACAGACCAACUGUAAGGAACAUCAGUAACCACAGAGGGCGUGGACACGUGGAACCGAGGGGGCGAGACAUCUGCUUAACUCCUACACACAGGUUUCCGUUCUUCAGCCAGCCCCUCCUGUUUCUGCCAGAAAGAUGGUAAACUUUUGAAGAAGGACCCCAGCCACAGCCCUGUGGACCCCCCUCACAUUUACCCUAGCACUGCGGCCCUCUCACUGGUUCCCAUGUAAGGAGCCACUGGUCCCAUUUUGUGACCACCCAUCAGUCACUCAUGCGUGGUUUGGUGUUUCCUAUCUAUUGUGUUCCAAGAAAUCUUCGCACAGCCUCCCUGCCCCCAGCUUAGCCUCUUCAUCCUGAACCCAGCAGAGGAGCAAAGAGCUGUGGAGAAGUUUUUAUUUAUUACAAGUCCCGCUGGAAACUUCUAGACUCGGAACCUAGAGGCUGUCUAGACGAUGGAGCCCUGAAAUCCCUCCUUGUUCCUUGGUCCCCGUGAAGAGGAAGAGCUGCUUCCCCAGCAGAUAUCCAGUGGCAUCCACAGCCAGGGCGAUCUCUUGAUGGGGCUGGGGGUCGGGGGGAGGCCCUGAGGGGUGGAUGGAAAUGUUGUGAAGAUAAUUCUGAGGCCCUGCCAUAGCCAGUCAGUAUUUGCUGUCCAUCAGGAAUGGGCUGGCAAGGCACCGGACCUUCAGAGCUGGGGCAUCCUUGAGGAGAGACAGGCCACAGCCUGUGGCAGAGGAAGAGACCCAGACGCUGCCUUCCACUCAGCCUGGGUCUGGAGCUUUCCCUGGUGGGACUCAAGAACCAGGAAGGUGAGUGAAGGCUGCCAGGUCAAGAAUCUGAAGGUUGGUCCCAAGGACUGCAGCUCUGAGAAACCCUUCAGUAUUGAUGUGACACUACGAAUUCCUUUUCCCAAGUAAUUCCUUCCUUCCACAUAGUGUAUGUUUGCCAUUGUCUACUGAGACCUGACUCUUGAAAUUUCAGGAUGGGGGAGAAAUGAUUGUUCCCUAAACAAAUAAUUGGGGUGAUGUGAUUAUUUAUGACCAGGGCGACAAUCACACAGAAGCUUCAGCUCGAGGGCUGCUCCUGUCUCCUAAGCUCCCCAGUACAUGCUGGACUCUCCUUUUGAGAAGCCAGAGUUGGGGAGGCUCAGUUCCCAGAAGUCUGUGUUGGAAGUCAGCCCUGUGGGCUGGAGCGGACCGGGCUGCCUUUGACUCUCCGCAGCAGUGGCAACAGCAGCAACACACAAAAACUGACACAUUUCUGGAAAAAUCAUUUGCCUAAAGGACAGGUCUCGGUGAGCAGGACCCUGGCGCACGCUCAGCUUCCUUGACAUCAGCUCCAUCUCUGUGGUCUGGCUGCUUACAACAAAGGCCCAAGUUAUUUUUAGUCCUUCAGCUCCUGAAGAAGCCUCUGGAGCCCCAGAGGCUCUGGCCGCUUGGGCUACCUCUGCCGGGCUGCGGCCUUCUCGCCGAGACUUGGCAAGAACCCUUCUUCCUGGCUAAUUGCUCUUGGCCGGCAGACUCGGGGCAGCCUGGCACACAGCCGAGCUGUGCUGGUCUCCCCCAGGUCCUCUACGGGGUGACCUGUGGCCAAUGACGGGAGUCAGUCUCCUGCAGGAGCCUGUGGCCUUGGAGGGGGUUCCAUGCAUACAUAAGGACCUCGUUUAAAGGGCCUGACCAGAUGAGAUUUUCAUCUUCCUCAUGAGAUAUUUCCUUCCCCCUGCUGGUUGGUGAACCCGUUUUGGAUUCCGGAGGCCCAGGGAGGGUCUGGGAAGUUGCUAUGUGGUCGCAUCGUCCAUUUACCCCGGGUGGGUCAUAUCAGAGGGCCAGAUUUCCUCUCCUGACCACUCCGGCUCUCUGUCCUCCCACAAAACCCAAAGUAAGCGUCCUCAAAGCCUGGUUAUUGGUUUUGAAAAAUCACCUUGAUUUAAUUUUAGGAAAAAAGUCAUCAAAAUGUUCUCAAAAGCCACAAAUGGCUUAAAAGUUAAAAAAAAGCAAAUCUGAAACCAAAAUAGUGACCCUACAAGUGACAGACCCUCUUUGGAGUGUGUGCAAAUCUGUUCCCCACCUCAACGCAGAUGAUGGGGUGGCUCUGUUCUCUCUCCAGCCACACUUGCCGCCACAGAAGCUGAGAGGGUAGGAUUGGGUCUCGCAGACCAAAGACGGUGCUGUAACCUUCCACAGGGAUGAGGGUGGCCAGGAGUCUGGACCAGACAUCAGGAAGGCCCAUAGUUCCCUUCCCAGUUUCACUCCCUGAAGGAUGGGCCCAACCCCUUCUUCUUUGGAGACCUCAGUUUCCCCGUCUGGAAAAUGGGGACAGCAAAGCCAGCUUGUGAGGUGGCACUUGCAGGACACUGCAAGCAAACAGAAGUCAUGGUCACAUUUAUCACCUUCUGUGUUGAGAAAAGGAAAGUGUUGGUCAACAAUUGCUCUUUCUUUGAGCCCCAGAGAAUGAACUAGAAUCACAGGGUGCACAUGGAUGGUCAGGGUUUUUGUUUUGCCCCUGCCAUUGAGUAGCUGUGUGACCUUGGGCAAAUCACUUAACAUCUCUGAACCUCAGUUUGCCCAGCUGUGAAAUGGAGAAAAUACUUGUCCUGCCUGUCCCACAGUGACAUCAGGAGUCUUAAAAAGCAUAAUGUUAUAUAAAUCAUCACUGGAGAGCUGGACUUGUCAAGUAGGGACCCCAAAUGAUUUCUACACCCCCUUUCUUGUGUGAGUUAGCCAAGGUUAGACGCCUUCUUGGAAUCUCCAUUUUGACCAAAGGGGGUUUAUGUUUUAAGGAAGAGGCUGCCUGUGGUCAGGGCAACUAGGUCAAGCUGUGACAAGAAAACUGUGACUGAGCAUGGAUCUGUGGUGGAAGGUGAGAGAUCUAUCCUGGGGCUGGGGAUUUCCGAAUGAAGAUGCUCCCUUCUAUAAAGGCAACACAGCCUAGAAUGGGGUGCUAACUUCUGGAGACGGCUAUAAUUCAGCUCAGUGUAACAGUCACUUAAAAACUUUGGUUUAAAGCCCAGCUCUGUUAGUUUCUAGCUGGUUGACCUCAGGCAAAUGACUUAACCUCUCUGAGCCUCAUUUCCCACAUCUGUGAGGCAGGGAGAUAUGGCUUCUCCGGCAGGGUUUUUGCGGGGACGAGAGGUAAUGCUGCUGAAGGUCCGGGCAUGGGCUCUGGCAUGGGGAGGGACCCACACCUUGGUAGUUCUGGUCACUGGGUCCAGAGGCCACCACGUGGAGAUAAUGGUGCUGUUGCCUCACAGCUCAAACCCUGGGAACAGCCAGGGUGCCUUUCUUCUGCUUCACCCCGAUGUUGUGGCUCCCGCCGACCAGAGAGGAGGUGAGGCUGCGGGAUCCCAACCGGAAGUUGAAACCCUCUGUUUCCUGUGCGUAUUUUUGAAACUGCUUUUCGGGCCUGUAGCAAAUCCAGUUGGAGGCACUGGCGUGAGGAAUUAGAGACAAGGCCCCUGCCAGGAGAUUUACCUUCCGGUGGCUUUCCUUCUAAACCCACCACUGGCUCAGAGCCCCUAAGGCAGGAGCCAGCAGGUCCCAAUGAGCCCCUGCUCCUGUCAUUGCCCCAGGGUCAGGUAGGGAGCCAGGCAGGCCUAGGAGAGCAGCUGCUUCCCCAGGCUCAGCGCAGGCCGUCUGGGACCACGUAGCCAGC